CGACGUCUUCCCCCCCUAUUUCUCAUACAGCGGGAUUCCCCCGAUGCGCGGUGUCGAGCAUUUUAUCCAGCUUGUGCCUGACUAUCGUGUUCACGAUCAGGCACCGUACCGACUCUUGAUUACAGAGGCGACGAAACUCAAGCGUCAGCUUGAGGAGCUUCUUCGACUGGGUUUCAUUAAACCCAGUAACUCCCCUUGGGGUGCACCUGUCCUCUUUGCUCACAAAGCGGACGGAACUCUCCCCCUCUGCAUCGACUAUCGCGGCCUUAACCGUUACAUGGUUAAGAACAGUUAUCCCAUGCCCCGUGCGAAUGAGCUGUUUGACCGUCUGGCAGGCAACCGCUUCUUCACGAAGAUCGAUCUUCGUAGCGGUUACCACCAGAUCCUAGUUGCCACAGAGGAUCAGUCGAAGACUACCUUUCGGUUGCGCUUCGGCCACUACGAGUUCACGGUGAUGCCAUCCGGCCUCACCAAUGCCCCCGCCACCUUCCAAACGGCGAUGAACGACAUCUUCAAGGACAUCCUUGAAGAAUACGUUCUCGUAUACCUAGACGACAUCUUGGUCUACAGUCGUACCUUAGAAGACCAUAUCAGACACCUCCGCGAUGUCCUACAGCGCUUGCGCAAGCAUGACUUCUAUGCCAAGCUCAGUAAGUGCCGCUUUGCCCAGCGCAAAGUGGACUUCCUAGGACACCAUGUGUCUGACCAGGGUCUCCACAUGGACGACGCGAAGAUCACUGCUAUUGCAGAGUGGCCCGUCCCCACGUCUGCCAAGCAGCUUCGCAGUUUCCUAUGCCUCACCAGCUACAAUAGUAAUUUUAUUCAGGGAUACGCUAGGUAUUCCUACAUCCUUACCUCUACCCUCCUCUGGAAGAACCCGCCGUGGUUUUGGACACCCCUGUGCGAGGACGCUUUUCGCGCCCUCAAGAAGUCGGUGACCUGUACGCCGAUUCUUCGCCUUCCCGAUUUUGAUCGUCCCUUUAUCGUCACCACCGAUGCGUCAAAUUUUGCAGUAGGAGCUGUCCUUUCUCAGGUGUUUCCCUCUCCUCCAGAUUCGCCUUACCCCCAUGUUCCUCAUUUCCCCCCCCUUCCUGCUGACACUGCUUCUCGACUGACGCCCACCCUCCCACCACUUCCCUGCACUGACAGUCCUCCUGUUACUUACUCCCCGACCAUCACGGAGGAUGGGACUGUCGAGGCUCGGGCUGGGGAUUGCCCGAUCACGUUCUACUCGCGUCAGCUAUUGCCUGCUAAGAUAAACUACACUGCCGAUGAACGUGAGGCCGUCGGUUCUGAUACUGCCGCUGGUCCGGUCAGCUUCCGUGUGAAGCUACCUGAUUACCUUCGACAGGCUCGCGUACACGAUGUUUACCACGUCUCCUUGCUGCGUCCUUAUCGCAGACCGUCCGAGCGCUUCGCCGGACGCCCUUAUGAGAGUCCUCCACCUAUCAUGGUGGACGGUCACGAGGAGUUCGUUGUUUCCGACAUCGUAUCACGCCGAGUUACCGACGAUACCCCUCCACGCAUUGAGUACCUUGUGCGUUGGAAGGGCUACCCUGAUGAGGAGGCUAGUUGGGAGCCUCUCGAGCACUUGCAGCACGCCAGGAUGUUGGUGCGUACAUAUGAUCGUGCUCGUCGUGCUGAGACAUCUGCUUCUACUCAGCCGACUGACCCUCUUCCUCCUCCUCCGGUUGAGGAGAUUGCUGAGGACGCGCCCGCUCCCUCUGAGGCCGUUCCUCAGCCGCAGACGGUCGCCUCCGAGCCUCCACAGCGCACUCAUCGUCACCCUUCGCGUUACGAUGAUUGACACUCUUAUCCUCUAUCUUUCCCUUACUAACUCACACCAUCAGGUACUCCAUCAUGAGCUUCUUCAGGAUGUUAGCGUUUUGCGGC
Molecule: messenger RNA, 1893 nt
Organism: Chara braunii
Lineage: Eukaryota; Viridiplantae; Streptophyta; Charophyceae; Charales; Characeae
Source: the annotation of a GenBank genome assembly